GCAAGAGCAUGCUUGUCAACUACCGCCAUGGCUCUUCCGGACGGUAUCCCGACAUCCGCCACCUUUGACGGCCCGACGCCCGAUCUCCCGCAAUCCCAGCCUCUGCCCGACCAUCCUACGUCUUUCCUCCUCUCUGACCUACGCACUGGCACAAAGCGAAAGCGGGACAGUAGCUCGUUGUCUACUCCCGCGAGCUUCGUAAAUGAUCACAGUAAUGCGAGGUUACGAAUAACUUCGGACAUUGAGGGGUGUUUUGGAGACCCGGGGGCUCGCGUUGGCGAGGAGGUGUGCGUGGACUGCGUCGUCGAUUGCGAUGACGUAGAUUGUCCGGCAUCUUGUGAAGAAAAAUGCACCGAGCAGUGUGUCGUGGUACCGUGCAACGACAAGAACGCAUGUGUAGACGCUUGUACAGAUGCUUGUAUUGAAGAAGUGUGCCCGGCUGAGCCUUGCACUGGAGGGGUGGAUUGUACAGCGUCGUUGGAUGACACAAUACAACUUUUAUGCUGCACCGACUUGCACAAUUAUUAUGUACCGACUGAGGCCAACGCGGCGGCGUGUCAGCUCAACUGGGACUGCACACUUGAUGCCUUUAACCAGAUGAACUUCCCAGGAUAUUCCCAGUUUCCUGAAUCCAAUCAGCAGCAGAUCACAAGUGCCCCUUCAAUCCCACAGGAAAUAUCUGGAAUAUCUUCUGAUUCUUCAAGUCCUCACAUCUCGUUUUCAGAUGAUAGCGCCUCGGGUAGGGGUAGCUCACUUGCCACCCCGAGUCAAACAGAGUUAUCUACGACUGCUGCCGCCACAGCUGUACAAUCACUUUCUCAGCAGCAGCAACAAACGUCAAAUGAAGAAUUUGCAUGUCGCUGGUUGAAUUGUAAUGCUUCUUUUGGGACUCUAAAUGAGUUGGUCGGACAUGUCAACCUUACGCACCUUCGUCCGACUGGUUCUUCCUCGCCACCACGCCCUGCGAAGAAGCUUUGUUUGGACACAGCAACGGCAGCGCAGGAGUUGUUUCCAUUGUCAUGCCAUUGGGAUGAUUGCCAUAUUUACCCUGACUCUUCGCUGUUGACUGGUCCGUCAAGUGGACUUCAGCCUGAGAUCGCGUUCGACCUGCUGUCUACUCAUUUCAUCCAUGAUCAUCUUGGGUUGUCUGUCCCGCCUCAGGUGUUGCCACAGCUUUUCCACCAGGACGCUGCGUUUUCCUCAACAUUACCUAACUCUAACUCUACGCAGUCUACGGAGCAUGCGACGCAAAUGAAUAACAUCAUUUCCUUGGCACCGAACGAUGUUCCUACGAGCGGGAAUAAUUCUCAGCUAGGGAAGGCAAUAGCACCAGUCGAACCCUCAUACGCCACUCCAGAACCAUCGCCACCACCAAGCAACACCGACACCUCCCAAACCACGCCUCACGACUGCGCCACCUCCUCACACAUCUGCCACUGGCUCAACUGCAAUCUCUCCUUCCCCACCUGCGCCUCCCUAACCUCCCACCUCGCAUCCGCACACGUCGGCAACGGUAAAGGCCGCUAUGACUGUUUUUGGGGUGAAUGUGGGAGGAGUGGUGAACAGGGGUUUACGAGUAAGCAGAAGAUUAUGCGGCAUUUGCAGGCGCAUACGGGGCAUAGACCUUACAUGUGUAAGGAGUGUGGACAGUGGUUUUCGGAGGCGGCGACUUUGCAGCAGCAUAUGAGGAGACAUACGCAAGAGAAACCGUUCGUAUGUGACUUCCCUGGGUGUGGAAAGGCGUUUGCGAUUACGGGUGCUCUGACGAUACAUAAAAGAACGCAUAACGGAGAAAGGCCAUUCCAAUGUCCGCACUGUGAUAGAGCUUUCGCGGAGUCGUCGAACCUCUCGAAACACCUUAGAACGCAUACAGGCGAUAGACCAUAUCGAUGUAAUGAACCCGGAUGCGGGAAGGCGUUUGCGAGGCCUGAUCAGUUACAGCGGCAUGGGAACGUACAUUCGAAGAAGAAAGCUGCUACUGCUGCUAGUGGAGUAGGAGCGGGUGAGGUUGUCGCUAGUGCGGGUACUCCCGCUACUGCUAUCGUGAAGAGUCCUGCGUAAGAAAUAGGAAAAGGAACAAGAAAGGAAAAAGAAAGGUAGAUAGGGAAAGGUGGUUGGCAGAGUCGGUGUAUGCGAGUUUGCUUUUUGAUUUUCAUAGUAGAAUAUGUGUUUGGUUGUCUUGAAUAGUGAAAAAAAGAAGACUUUUUGAGAGGGUCCUACGAUA
This is a messenger RNA of Fomitiporia mediterranea MF3/22, 2224 nucleotides long. RefSeq lists its product as uncharacterized. Gene Ontology annotation, biological process: regulation of transcription by RNA polymerase II. The coding region runs from base 28 to 2061 and encodes 677 amino acids. The transcript is spliced from 5 exons. Gene Ontology annotation, molecular function: DNA-binding transcription factor activity, RNA polymerase II-specific; RNA polymerase II cis-regulatory region sequence-specific DNA binding. Gene Ontology annotation, cellular component: nucleus. Lineage: Eukaryota; Fungi; Basidiomycota; Agaricomycetes; Hymenochaetales; Hymenochaetaceae. The record is from RefSeq and is a predicted model, not a curated record.